This is a messenger RNA of Haemonchus placei, 271 nucleotides long. Lineage: Eukaryota; Metazoa; Nematoda; Chromadorea; Rhabditida; Trichostrongylidae. The record is from the annotation of a GenBank genome assembly.
GUCGACAGUAAUGACGACUCAGGCCGUGCUACGACGUCCUCUGAAGCCUCAUCCGUAUGCGAUUUCCCUGCCGACGACGAACCUACUGCCUUUCUUCCCUACCGUAGCCGGUUACCAUUUGGUUCCACUCAAUCGGUAUUCGAUCAAAAUGAUUUUUCGACAAUUUCCUCACGAUUGGAACACAUUAAGCAGGAAUUCUUUGCUGGAACUGAUAGUGAGUUUAUCGAGGAAAUGUUGGCCACCGCAGGCAGUACCGAUAGUUUUCCAUUGU